AUGAUUGAGGGAGAGGUCUAUUGUGCGCUAUGCGGCACCCUCACUUAUUUCAACCCACCCUUGGGUCGGCCGGGCGUGACCCACGGCAAUCUGAAUGCCUCCUAUAGCUUCCUCGCCUCCCCAGUAAGAACCCUCUGGUGGUUGAGAGAGACAAGUAUCCUUACUGAGAACCUCGGUGGCGUAGGAAUUGCCCUAAUGGAAGGCGCUCGUCAUCUCGGCAAUGGCCUCUACGCUUACGAUAUACGACAUAUGGGAACAAUAAAGCAAUAUGCGUAUAACAAUCAGACAGACUUUCCCGUCGCGUUUCCUGUCCAUGCUGUAUGCAUGUAUCUAUUCCAAAAGAUGCUUGAACCGCAAGAGUUGGACCUUGAUUGUGUUUACAAGGCAUUCAAGAAGUUUGCCAACUCAGCCCCCUCAAGAUGCCUGACCUUGGACUAUGGCGGCGCUGAGAGGUUCAUGGGAAAAUAUUGGAAAUUCGUUCCAGGCGAGGGACAUUAUCUGGUCACACCCUCCACGGACCAGGCCCUCAGAAGGUGGUAUGCUGUACUGCAGAACCAACCUCCAGAAAUGAAUGGGAAAACUCGGCUUGUUAAACGUCUACCAAGUUCAAGGGAUGACCCAUUUGUCAAGUUGCCUCCCGAGCUCGUCUUGCUCACCACGGAGCAUAUGACCAUGGCUGAUUUCUGUCAGUGGAGGGGAGCAUCGAGGAGGACUGCUCUUCUCGCUUUGGAGAACAAGAAUUGGAGGGACAGGCUGAUCCGGGAUAUGCCUUGGAUGUUUGACCUGCCCUAUCCCGAGAUUUCUGAGUCGCCCAUAGACUGGGAGAAGGUCUACAAGACACUUCACUUAGCUUCAUUCAGCCGGGGUGAGCACAUGAGUCCAGCCCUUAUCAACAGGAAGCGGAUAUGGCAAGUAUGUUCACCACUUGUCAAGGCUUUCUACGAGGAAAAGGCUAUCCAGAAUAAGGAAGAAGAGGAAAUACCCGAAACUAUGAUCGACGCGGUAGUCGACACGGGGCCCAAGCCAAAAUACAAGACUUGCCGAGACCUUCUUUUCCUUCGCAAGUUCGGCGACUUGGACUCUGUGCACCCCAAAAUUGUGGUUGAAUGGACCAGGAACCUCGAGUUCAAGGCCAUCAAAGUUGGAAACUGUGGCUUUGUGUACAAGAAAAGCAUGGGCCUCGACCUCGAAAACCAAGUGUUUUUUCCCGAAGACGGCUGGCUUGCGGGUAUAUCGAUACGAAUUUACCACGAUCAGCCGGAUGACGAUGAGGAAGAUGACAUAAUCCCGGCUCAAACAGUAAUUACCGGGAUAUUCUUUCCCUUCAGCCUACCUCCUGUUGGUGGUCAUGCCGACUUUGGAGACCCGGAAUGCCACGCCACGCAUCUUCUCGCACCCCGAACAGGGCAUUUCAUUGUUGGCCUCAAGGUGUACGACGACGAGCAAGACAGGGUCAUGGGGAUUGAACUCAUCCAGCAGCCGCUGGCAAAGUUAAGGCGGCCGAGCCGGAGGGCUAUGGUUGAUAUGGUUUCUGCGGAGGUAUGGGAUGCUGAGGAUACAAAGGAGAAGUUAUGGAUUGGUGUUGACGAAGAAUUUUUGGAUUGA
This is a messenger RNA of Fusarium falciforme, 1605 nucleotides long. RefSeq lists its product as hypothetical. The transcript has 3 exons. Lineage: Eukaryota; Fungi; Ascomycota; Sordariomycetes; Hypocreales; Nectriaceae. The coding region runs from base 1 to 1605 and encodes 534 amino acids. Gene Ontology annotation, molecular function: protein binding. The record is from RefSeq and is a predicted model, not a curated record.